AUGGAUAAUUUUAAUUCAUCCUCAUUUCUUUCUAAUCAAUCAACAAAUAUUCCAAUAGUACCAAGAACAAAUAGUUCUAUUUCUUCUCAAACACCACUAUCACCACCACCACCACCACCAUCAAAUGGUAAUCGAACUUCAUUAACAAAUACAAUUCAUUCACGUAGUAGUGUUCCUGGGAAACAUUGUUGGGUUUGCUUUGCAACAGAUGAAGAUGAUUUUUCAGCUUGUUGGGUAUCACCAUGCCGUUGUCGUGGUACAGCUAAAUGGGUUCAUCAAGAAUGUCUUCAAAGAUGGGUUGACGAAAAACAACAAGGAUCAACUGGAGGUUCAUUAUUCUUUUGUUUUGUUUUUGAAAAUUUUCCUUUUCUUUUAUUCUAUUCAGUUAAAGUUGCAUGUCCACAGUGCAAUACAGAAUACAUUAUUGUAUAUCCAAAACAAGGUCCAUUAGUUUAUACGCUUGAUUUAAUUGAACGUAUUUUAAAUCGUUUUUGUCCAUUUCUUGCCGGUGGUAUUCUUGUUGGAAGUGUCUAUUGGACAGCAGUUACAUAUGGUGCAGUUACAAUCAUGCAGAUUCUUGGACAUAAAGAAGGUUUAAGUGUAAUGGAAAAAGCUGAUCCACUUUUUCUUCUUAUUGGUUUACCAACAAUACCUAUUGUUUUAAUUCUUGGACGAAUGAUACGUUGGGAAGAAGCUGUGUUAAAAUUUUGGCGUAAACAUUCAUCAAAAUUGCCUUUAAUGAAUUAUUUAUUUCCAAAUGAGCAUACAUCAUAUUUACCUCGUGUUCCAACUGAACGUAAUGGAAAUUCUAAUCCAGCAUCAUUAACAAGACUUAUUUGUGGUGGUCUUAUAUUACCAACAAUCGCUACAAUAUUUGGAAAAUUUAUGUUUCAACGUGUUCAUUCAAAUUUUCAACGAACACUUUUAGGUGGUAUUGCAUUUAUUGUUUUGAAAGGUACAGCAAAAAUUUAUUAUAAACAAAGUCAAUAUAUUCGUGAAGCACAUCGAGAAAUUCUUAAUUAUGAAUCAACAACAACAACUAGUUCAUCACAUUAUCAACAUCAUCUUCCUCCACCACCACCACCACCACCUCAACCCCCAGUAACAACAGUUGAAGUUCAUCAAAAUGAAAAUUCAAAUGAAAUAUUUGUCAUUCCAUCAUCAUCAACUACAAAUGGUCAAUCACCAUUAAACUUUUAA
This is a messenger RNA of Rotaria sp. Silwood2, 1200 nucleotides long. Lineage: Eukaryota; Metazoa; Rotifera; Eurotatoria; Philodinida; Philodinidae. The record is from the annotation of a GenBank genome assembly.